AUGCAGUCCAACAAUCAAACUUUCAAACCCUCACCGCUGUCCUUUGGGAGUCCGCGGGCUUCGCCUUUCCGGCGUCCGUCUACGCCCAACUCCCCGCCUGGCUCAGCUCGUACGGGCGGCACGCCAGGAAGCUCACCGAGUCGAGGGUAUACACCAAUGCAAUCGCCGAGCAAGUUGAAUCAAUCGUACACUGUCGAAGAAGAAGAUUCAGUCUCCCCGAGAAAUGAUCCUAUCCCACAGCCCAAGUUUACUCGAGAGCUUCCUCCUUCACCGACCAAAGGAGCGCAGUCGCCUGGAUAUCAAUCGCCAAUAAUCGGAAACCGAUCGCUUGGAACGACCGUUGCGAACGCUGAUGCCUCUUCCAAGCUCCCCGCCAAUCAAAUCAGAGAGAUCCGGGAAGCGUUCCAAGUCCUGGACCAGGACAACGACGGGCUAGUCAACAAAAAUGACGUCGCAGAUGUCUUGUCGAAUCUUGGUCAAGACGCAUCCCCAUCAGCGCUCUCGCGCUUCUUCCCACCUGGCGCAUCUCAAACGAUUAACUUCCCGACCUUCCUGAACACCCUCUCUCAAUUAAUGUCGCCCAUGUCUUCUUCUCAAGAGCUUCUAAACGCCUUGGCUGCAUUCGACGAUGAUGAUAAUGGCCAGAUCGACGUGGCAGAGCUGCGUGAUGCCCUCCUGCACACCCUUCCCGAAGAUGGAGGUGCUUCCUUGACGGAACAACAAAUUGAUGAGGUAUUCAGUGGAUUUACAGGGCGACGGGCUUUUGGAGGGCGGGGUGCAAAGGCGGGAGCAGUGAAGAGGGGCGAGGUCUUCCAGUACCACGACUUUGUCCGAAGUGUGGUGGGCGGAGGGGAGAAUGGCAACAAUGGACGUCGCGAGGCAGGUGCAGCUCAAGCUUGA
Penicillium daleae is the source of this 900-nucleotide messenger RNA. RefSeq lists its product as uncharacterized. Gene Ontology annotation, cellular component: myosin II complex; cytoplasm. Gene Ontology annotation, molecular function: cytoskeletal motor regulator activity; calcium ion binding; myosin heavy chain binding. The record is from RefSeq and is a predicted model, not a curated record. NCBI's taxonomy places the organism in Eukaryota, Fungi, Ascomycota, Eurotiomycetes, Eurotiales, Aspergillaceae. Gene Ontology annotation, biological process: actomyosin structure organization; mitotic cytokinesis. The transcript is spliced from 2 exons. Bases 1 to 900 code for a protein of 299 amino acids.